This is a messenger RNA of Fundulus heteroclitus (mummichog), 2462 nucleotides long. RefSeq names its product myocyte-specific enhancer factor 2A. Lineage: Eukaryota; Metazoa; Chordata; Actinopteri; Cyprinodontiformes; Fundulidae. The coding region runs from base 348 to 1721 and encodes 457 amino acids. Gene Ontology annotation, molecular function: protein dimerization activity; DNA-binding transcription factor activity, RNA polymerase II-specific; RNA polymerase II cis-regulatory region sequence-specific DNA binding. Gene Ontology annotation, biological process: heart development; positive regulation of transcription by RNA polymerase II; cell differentiation. The transcript is spliced from 11 exons. The record is from RefSeq and is a predicted model, not a curated record.
CUAGGCGCGCGGCUGCUGCUCGGAGUUUGUCAGUUUCCUAAAUAUAGCGGGCGGACAUUGUCAGUGUGUUUCUCUCUCGGCUGGGGACGCUUUGAGAAAAAGACGGCAUUUAUAGAAGCUGCUUGGAGGUGGGCAAAUCGAAAGUUUGGCUGCAGCUUCUCGACCAUCUUCGAUCCGUCGGUCUGUUCUCCCUCCAGCUGCCGCCAGUCAAGCAGGCCAUGGCGAGCUGAUGCCGGCGUAACAGCAGCUGACGUUGGGACUAUGUGUUGAGGAUUGCCUGUUGAAUUUUUAACCGCCUCGAGCCCGCUGGUAUUCCUCUUCGGCUGUUAGUGGAGUUUGCUUCGGCCAUGGGGAGGAAGAAGAUUCAGAUCACUCGCAUUGUGGAUGAGAGGAACAGACAGGUGACUUUCAUGAAGAGAAAGUUUGGCCUGAUGAAGAAAGCCUACGAGCUGAGCGUUCUGUGCGACUGUGAAAUUGCCCUCAUCAUCUUCAACAGCUCCAACAAGCUGUUUCAGUACGCCAGCACCGACAUGGACAAGGUCCUGCUGAAGUACACCGAGUACAACGAACCCCACGAGAGCAGAACCAACUCUGACAUCGUAGAGGCCCUGAAUAAGAAGGAGCACCGAGGCUGCGACAGUCCAGACAAUGACAGCUCCUAUGUCCUCACCCCCAGCACAGAGGAGAAAUACAAAAAGAUCAACGAAGAGUUUGACAACAUGAUGAAAAGUCAUAAAAUAUCCACAGGUCAGCCGUCGCAGCAUUUCAUGCAUGCAGCAUCAGGCAGCACAGCCUAUGCUCAUGGUGCCGGAGGAGUGACUUCCCAGGCUCUGGCUGCAGCCACAGCAGUCCUGUCUGACAACGGGAUUCUCUGCUCGCCUCACCCACAUCCCCACAGACACACAAACGCCUCACAAAGACCUGCCAGCACUGGAAACACAGGUGGCCUGCAGGGCAGUUCGGAUCUGGCUCUGCACAAUGGAUCUGGAGCAGCUGUGAAUGGAUUCAUGGGCUCCAGUGCUGGAGGCAUUUUGGGGAAGAUCGGACCACCAAAAUCUCCUCCUCCUCUUCCUCAUCAAGGGAGCAGCCUGAUGCCCAGCAGCCGCAAAACCGACCUCCGAGUGGUCAUCCCUCACUGCAGAGGAAUGACGCUGAGCAACCAGCGGAUGAGCAGCAGUCAGUCCAGCCAGCCUCUGUCCACCCCAGUGGUCUCCAUCGCCACACCCAGUCUGGCUCACCAGAGUCUGGGUUACUCCAGCAUCACCUCUGGCUACAACAGCGAUUUCUCGCUGAACAGCGCAGAGAUGGCAGGAUUCGGCUCGGCAGCGGGCCACUCUCUGGGCUCCAUGACAGCUUGGGAGCAGCACCAGCUCAGCUCCUUGGGAUCAGCAAGCUCCGAUCUCUCCAUCAGCAUCAACCACAACGUCAACAUCAAAGCCGAGCCCAUCUCUCCGCCACGGGACCACCUCACCCAGCCCGGGUACAUGACCCAUCACGCUGGCCCUCCUCCUCCCCCUGCCUCUUCGUCCACCCGGGCAGACUUAGGGAGGUCCCCCACGGGCAGCAUCAGCUCCUCCUGCAGCUCUCACGAGGACGGCAGCGACCGGGAGGAGCAUCAGCAGAAGAGACGUCCCGAUCUCCACUCGCUCCAUGCGGGUCGGUCAGAGGGCAGGGAGAGCCCGACUGUGAAGCGGAUGAGAAUGGACAGCUGGGUGACAUAGAAGCCUUGAGUCACGUGUCGACAUGGACAUCAGGAUAAAUGCAGCAGGGACACUCGUUAUGCAAAUAAAAUGAUGGAUUUUAUCCACACAUUGUGCUAGCCCUUCCUUAAAUUAUGUUUCUUCUUUGUUUUGUUUUUUUAUUUUCUUUGUGUUUAUUUUUUUUGUCAGAUUUACUGAUGAGAUUUUCAAAAAGAUCCGAGCACCCUUAAUCUGUACAAUCUUUAGAAAAUGUGGGACAUUUUUAAAUCCCAACCGCAGUACAAUCACUUAUUUUUUUAUCUGAUGGGAUGUGGGAGAAGGAUGAAAAAGUCUGGUAAUCCCAGGUUUUUUGUUGUACAGCAAAGAAUUACUGAAUCAUUUCUGAACUUCUCAGGGUGAGAAUCAUUGGAAGCAAUACUCCCUCCACAUCCCAUCUCUGAAAUACUUCCUUAAUUAAAAAAAAAAAACACCUUCAUAUCUGCCAAAGCAGUCCACUGUACACACAACAGCACAAUGUCUCAUCAGCGUCCCAAAUUUAAAGCCAUCCUCACCAUCUGAACUAUGUCAUCUUUGUUUUGUACAUAGUAUGUUUAUCAUGUGUCACAUGUAUUGUAACAACACAGUAUUGUCUGUUUUAUCUGGCACGUCCGCCAGGUUUCACAAAAAUACACUUUUGAAGAUGCUUGCCAUAAAGGAUGAGUCUGGUUUGUGAAGUUUGCUUCAUCGGGCUUAACUUGCUUAAUAAAACACACAUCAACAGAC